This is a messenger RNA of Argiope bruennichi, 2989 nucleotides long. It is a transcript of the gene nord, whose product is annotated as protein NDNF-like. NCBI's taxonomy places the organism in Eukaryota, Metazoa, Arthropoda, Arachnida, Araneae, Araneidae. The transcript has 6 exons. Bases 129 to 1787 code for a protein of 552 amino acids. The record is from RefSeq and is a predicted model, not a curated record. Gene Ontology annotation, molecular function: protein binding.
ACGGCCACAAAAUAAUCUCUUUUCUGGUGUCUGCCAAAGAGACCUGACGAGCUAUUAAAGAGGAACCACUUCUUGAAGAAGGUAGUUCGCUGCUUUUUUUUAGCUUCUGUUAGCCAAGGUCUCCACUAAUGUUCCUCUCCUUUUCGACGGAAGUGCCAUUUUUGAAUCCAUCACCGACAUCAUUUACGAUAAUGUCGUUUUUUAAAGUGGUUCCGUCGACAACGACCAUGCUGUUGGCAAUUCUUUUCCAACUUCUCCUGAUCUGUGGUUACUCUUCCGCCAAAGGGCCGCCAGAAUCAUAUAGAUCCUUGUAUCCCAAAUACAAUCAUGAGAUAUAUUACAAUACAAUGGUUCCAGAGGAUACCGAAGUGGAUGUCAUUCUUAGAAAGAAUCAUCCACAAAAACGGUUCUUCGUCCUGGAGAGUGGAUACAGACCUUUAUCUGUGACUGUAACUCCUUGCUUCAUGGAUGGUGUUCUUGAGUGGAAGAUAUCGCAUAGCCUGUACCAUCAAGGGUCUCUAGACUCCAGCUAUCGCUCUAGUGUUUGGUCAAAUAAUCUGGUACUUCCACCAGCCUCAUCACCAUCAGCGACAUACGCUGGUCGAUCCCGUCGGUCGUACAGCACACCAGCAGCACCUCCUGGCACUUACUCCUUGGAAUUGCGAUCCAACACGGAGGGAGCUGCGAAGGUGUUGGUGACGACCAGAUCGACUAGCGACUUGCCUUUCCACCCACCUCUGCCCCCAGAUCCUAACCUCCAAAUUGUGAAAGUGAAGCGAAAUCGCAUCCUGGUGUCAUGGCAACCGAGUCUCACUACUCGGCCACAUCAAUAUUGUGUUUCCUCCAACAAUAGGGGAAACUAUAAUUCCCUCUGCUCUGCCGAAAGUGACUUGCUGAUGCGCAGGAAUGGAGUGUCAGUGACAUGUGUUGGACGCAAGACAUGGCACCUCUUCAAGGGUUUGAAAAGAGGCAGUACUUACUACUUCGAUGCGUUUGUUUUGGAUGCGGCCACCAAUGCUUCUUCAGCCUAUAUUGGAGUGAGCGCGACCCUCAGAGGUGGGGGAGGAGGAGGAGGCGUUGCAGUUCCUCGCCUUAAGGACGAUGCCCUGGCCACAUUUGCUUUGGACGAAGCCAAUGGACAUACUGUCAAUAUUAAAUACCAUCCGGGAAAAGCAACAAGUCCCAUAUUAAUAUUCGCACAGUCAUGCACCGGGCCUGGUCCAGUCAAUCUCCAUAUUGCCCGAGGUGGACCUCUGAAGCAAGACAUCAUGUCCACCACAGUCAUGGAUGUUAAAACCUUACAUCUGCCUCCCACGAAUGCUUCUUCUCUUAGCCUCUCUCUACGCUCCACAACACAUCACAAAAGGAAAGUUCGUCUCUGGGUGAGUUCAAGAAAACACUCUGCCCCUUUUCCUGAGAUGCCAGAAGACAAAAGCGUUCGAGUGUUCGACAGCCUGACCACUUGUGAUUCCAUAACCAUUGGCUGGAAGAUAUCAGUGGACGAGCGAGUUAAGUACUGCAUCUACAGGCGUUUAGGUGGGCAGAGCUUAACGGAGCCUCAGAACUUUUGUGAAACACGCAAUCAAGGCAUACAGGUGUUGUGCAGAAGGUAUCAUCGUUUCAGCAAGAGGCGAUUCAACAACGUCAUCAUGCAGAGGGUGAAGGGCCUGAGGCCUGGCACAACGUACCUUUUUGAAGUACAAGUGACCAAGGUGAAGGGGGAAAUGUUACCUUAUGAACAGGUGUGGGCCAGGACGCGCGCUGCGUGUUCCAAACACAAUAGGUGAUGUACCUAAGUGAGUACUUUCUUUCAUAAAGCCCUCGUGGAAAUUAGCAGACUUGAAAAUGACAAUUAUGACUGACACUGUACGACAUUUUUAUGUGAAAUUUGAGUUAUUUCCACUGUUAUAGUAAACUGGAUUGAUAUAAUGAGACCUACGCCUGAUGGUUUGGAGUCAAGAUUAUUGCCAUAGCGUAAUGCCUGAUGAAUGAAUGUCUACACUAAAAGCGACUCUGUCUAUUAUGAAAAAAUGCAUGGUCAGUGUAAUAUCAUGUAAAUCAAGGCCAAUCUAAUAAUGACAUGUAAAGCACGCGACUGAUGACUUUUAUGUACACAUAUUUUUCGCCAGAGGGCAUAGAAUCUUAUAGUUUGAACUCUACAAGCAAAACAUUUAUUGUUCACAUUUUGGUGAACAAUACUUAUUUCCAUGCAGAGCUUAGAGAAAUAUAUUGUUUUAGAGACAUUGUCCUGUAGAAUUACUUGUCUUAGUCUUGUAGAACGCCUGUUUGUAUAAGCGUUUGUCUUGGAACUAAAUGGCCGUUAUGUCACCAAGCAUUACGGCUUAUUAACCAGCAUUAAUUUUUACCAAUGGCCAAAAUUGCUUUGUGGAUAGUCAAAUGUCAUAUCAUUGUGAUUGUCUUUUCUUUUUAUGUAUUUGUCAUGAAUAUAUGAAAUUACUUACAAACAUACCUGCCCAUAUAUGGAAUAUGCGUCAAAAUUCACGAUUCGAAAUGUUAGGAAUAAGUGUAUAUCGAGUCGUGCAAUUCCUGCAUAAAACGUGUGGUCUCAAUUGCUGCCAGAAAUCAGGAAUUAGAGACAUCUUUGUCAGUAAAUGCAUUAUCAGAGAUAAUAUUUCAGGAAUUCAUGGACACACUAUAUCUCUGUGAUUGUAUUUAAUAAUUUGAUUGCCUUUUAGACGGCAUGCUAUAAUGAAGAUAUUGCUAAGUUCAGUGCACUCUCGCUAUUCAGGCAUAAAUUUUGGAUAUUCCAAGAAAAAGCUAAAUAAUAUCAUCCGUUACAUUUUCGUUUCGAAUAUAAUUAAACGUAUUUCUAUUAAUGUUUUGAAAUCCUUGUCCAUUUUUUGAGCAUUUUAAACAUCCUUCCAAAAUGAGAGUAUAAUCUUAGAAUAAAUUUUGACUUCCUAUCCAGUACUGCAUGAAAUUUUAUCUAAUUAAUUAAAUUUUAUUUUUAUCUUCAUUUUGAAAAUUG